GACCUACAUUAUUCACGAGUCCGCAGACGUACUUAGCAGAAACACACACAAAGGGCACGCUGGUCCAGAGCGCUCAGCAGAAAAAUAUCUCGGUGGAGCAGGAGAUCUUACACCGGUCGAUGAUGUUUGCAGCAAGACAACGCAGGACACAAGCAGGCACCGAAUGCGAGGACACGGCCAAGAUAUACAGAUCCUAUUGUUUGAGUUCAUCGAAGAAAAUAGAAGCUUUAAAAUCUUGCUCGUUUUUCCUGCAUAACCCUGACUUAAUUUAUUGUAUGGAUCCACCAUCAG
Molecule: messenger RNA, 291 nt
Organism: Candidula unifasciata
Lineage: Eukaryota; Metazoa; Mollusca; Gastropoda; Stylommatophora; Geomitridae
Source: the annotation of a GenBank genome assembly